Scedosporium apiospermum is the source of this 2670-nucleotide messenger RNA. RefSeq lists its product as uncharacterized. Gene Ontology annotation, molecular function: zinc ion binding; DNA binding; DNA-binding transcription factor activity, RNA polymerase II-specific. Lineage: Eukaryota; Fungi; Ascomycota; Sordariomycetes; Microascales; Microascaceae. Gene Ontology annotation, biological process: regulation of DNA-templated transcription; ribosomal large subunit assembly; DNA-templated transcription. The record is from RefSeq and is a predicted model, not a curated record. The transcript has 8 exons. The coding region runs from base 1 to 2670 and encodes 889 amino acids.
AUGGAAUCCUUCUGUCCCUUUAUCCCGACCAGCAGCCCCUCACCAGGAUCUCCCGUUCCUGCUGAUACCGAUCCUCCGGUCACCGCCGCGACACCUGCCUUGUCCUCGACCUCAAGGAAUGAAACGCGAGCUCAGCAGCCCACGGUCGCUGCGGCAUGCCUGGCAUGUCGAGCCAAACAUCUCAAAUGUGACGGGUCUAACCCUUGUGCUCGAUGCACAAGCAGUAACUCUGAGUGCGUUUAUGUUGCUUCGCGUCGCGGCUACAAGCCGAAGAAGACGCAAGCCCCAGGGAGAGACCGGCCGAGGAGACAAGGCUCCUUGACCUCCCUAGGCACCGGUGGUAUCAAUCCUGACGAUGAGUCGAUUCUUGGAUCGUCUACGCCGCAAUUCCGUGCGGCCCUGCUUUCACCCGAAGCAGGAGCUGCAACACCAGCAUCCUUCAGUCCAAACCUGCAAGUGUACAGGCCGUUCUCCAACGGCAAUGGGUCAGCCACGGAUUCCACAGGGCUGAUUCUCGAUGGUUCGACUUCUGCCGGUGCCGUACCGAUGCACCUUCAGGAACAAAGCAUCGCAGACCGCUGCAUUGAAUCCUUCUUUCAUCACUUUCAUCCGGCCCAUCCUUUCGUCCUGCCCACGAGCGCUCUCCUCCGGAGUACUAAGGACCCGGGAAUCAAACCCCUACUGGCCGCCGUUCGGUGGAUUGGAUCCCUCUAUCUGGAUGUUGGCCGGUGGAGGGCGACUUUUCUCGACCAAGUACUCCAACUAGCAUACGAUCCGGCCGCUCCACGCGACGGGUUCUUACUGCAGGCCUUGCUCCUGGUUUUAAUUGGACUCGAUGGAAACUGCCAACGGGAAAAGGCUAGACAGAUGCUUGCCGAUGCCGAAAAUCUUGCCCUACAACUGGGUAUUAACGCUAGAACUUACGCAACCUUGCAUGGCAGGGGCAUUCCGGUCUUGGAGGAGAGCUGGAGGAGGACGUGGUGGGAGCUCUAUUGUGUCGACGGGAUGAUCGCCGGUGUUCACCGGAAUACAAACUUUCUCCUAUUCGAUUUCCAGGCCGACACGGCUCUGCCCUGUGAGGAACACCAGUACUUAUCAGGGAACAUUCCAAGCCCGGCAUAUCUUGAGGACUUGGAAAAUAAAGAGCUCUCGGGAGACGAUCGGCAAUUCUCCUCGUUUGCGUACCGCAUCCUCGCGGUCCGGAAUCUAGGUCGAUUGCUAAGAGAAACUAACGGCUUCGAAGGCUCCAUCGAGACCGUGGAACGGAUCGAAGAUCUAUUGACAAACUGGAGGGUGCACUUACCCGAGUCCAAGCGGGAUGCACUGAACAAGGAUUGCAAAGUGGACGAGAUGAUGUUCCAAGCCCAUAUGGUAACACACGCGACAUCAAUAUUGCUGCACCAACCUCAUUCGCAACUCGAUUCAUCUCCCGCAAGGAGCGUUACGUCCUGCACGCCUCAUAGACCGAUCCCCGGAGGGCCAGGAUUCAACAGACACACACAGCAUACGCUCUCGUCGGCCGCAGACAUUAGCCGGCUAGUGACGCACCGAGCACCUCUCCUCUCUCACACACACUUCUUUAUUUGCGUCGUAUCCCUUUCUUCGAUCGUCCAUCUGAGCCGCUGGGCGCAAUGGCUUCUCGGACCGCAAGACGACGACGACUUGCGGCAACUAAUCCGACUCAACAUCGGAGCUUUAGACCGGCUCGGUCUCAUGUGGAGUUCGGCCGCAGUGGCGGCGGGGCAGGUCCGGGGCGUAGCGCAGGAGAUUUACCGCACAAAGAAGGCCCGGCAGAUCGAGCCGUCCUAUUGGGCGGGAUUAACGCAAGGGGAAGUGGUCAGCGUGAUUACGACAGAUGAGACAAUCAUGAAUGAGAUUGGGGCCUUGCAGGACAUAUCCGACCCAAUAGCAAAGCAGGCCAUCCUUCGACAUCCGCCCAAGUCCGCCAAAUCUAGAACGCACAUCCCCUUCGUCCCGCCAAAGAAACACCAAGACUCACAAGCCACAAUGCCCAAGUCGAAGAGGGCGAGGCUCGUCCACCUGACGCAGGUGGCCAAGAAGGGCCGGGAGCACAAGGAUAAGCUCUUCGAGAACGUGAGGGAGGCCGUGGGGGAAUACAUGCAUUGUUUCGUGUUCAGCGUCGAGAAUAGCAGGAAUACGCACCUCCAGAGCGUAAGGCAAGAAUUGUCCGACAGCAAAAUCUUCUUCGGCAAAACAAAACUCAUGUCCAAAGCCCUCGGCCAAACCCCCGCCGAAGCCCAAGCCGACGGAAUCGACGCCCUCUCCCCCUACAUCCACGGCCAAGUCGGCCUUCUCUUCACGAACCGCGCCCCCGACACCAUCCUCGCCUACUUCGCCUCCCUGACCUCGGUGGACUUCGCCCGCGCCGGAGCCGUGGCGACCCGCGAGUUCGUCAUCCCCGCGGGAGUCGUGUACGCCACGGGCGGCGAGGUGCCCGCCGACUACGAUGUGCCCAUGGAGCAUACCAUCGAGCCGGAGCUGAGGCGGUUGGGCGUGCCGACGAGGAUGGUCAAGGGGAAGGUUGUGCUGGGGGAGGAGAGUGGGGAGGGGGAGGGGGUCAAGGUAUUGGCGUACUGGACUUCUUCGAAUGGCAAGGUCACCGUGGUGGAAGGAUCCGCCAUGGAGGUCGAGGAUGCGGAAACCGAGUGA